AUGAGUGCAUUGGAAAGAGAAAGCAUGAUACAGAGGGUAAGACCUUUGGUAGAUAAUGUCUACGGGAUCACAGAUUCCAAAGGUCAGAAGCUUGGUGACACUUUCAAAGCUUUGUUACCACGGUCGUUCCUUGAUUAUUUCAAAGUGAUCAAAAGACCGAUGUCCCUACAGAAGGUAAGAAUCAAUUUGAACAAGAAGAAAUAUGCCAAUGUCAAUGAAGUGAUUUAUGAUAUGGCCCAGAUCACCUGGAAUGCCAAGUUCUAUAACGAGAAGGAUUCAGACAUUUAUAAACAAGCGGAUAUUUUGGAAGAUUAUAUAAAAGAGACCAUGAUUCCCGCCAUUAGGCGAGAUUCGUCACUUCCAGGGUUUGAGCAAGUGAUUUAUCCCAAUCUUGGACCCUUGCCUGAUGGACCUAAUUAUUCUACUCCGAUCACCCAGCCACCACCCCCUUCUAUUCCGACCUCCCAUGUUAAAUCAGAACCUUCAACAAGAGCCCAUUCAGCUGCUGUGACACCCCCAAUAGGACAGGCUACGAUUUCAAAUCCCCAUGACAACCUUUCACAGCAGGCACCACAAGCUUUACAAUUUCCAUCUGAGGCACUGAUGGUUACUACGAUUACUGGUCAUAGAAUUCCUGAAAGUGGCGCACUUGAGAAUGAUGAUUCACAGUAUCCUAUCCCGCAACCACAAGAGUCUUACUAUCCUCCGCAAGCAGCGUUGAGAUCAUUACAGGAGAAGAAGGCACUAGUCGAGGCAUGGCACAAGAGAGGGAGACCUCCAAUUAUUGAUAAACCGCACGAAAUGCGAAUAAAGAAUAUUAUGAGAAGUUUGAAGAAGUUGAAAUCAUCGCAGGACCCUCGUCGCUCUGUCUACAAUCUUUUUGAUCGCCUUCCUUCAGAACAACAACAUUCUGACUAUUUCUCACUCAUAUCAGAUCCUAUGUGUUUUAAUGAUAUUAGACAAAACAUCAAACAAAGAAAGUACAAUGAUGUUGAGGCAUUUUUGAAUGAUGUUUACAAGAUCGUGGAGAACAAUCGUUUGUAUUACGCUAGCGACCGUCAUAUGAUCAUGGAUGUCAAUGACUUGGAAAAUGGUUUGAAAGAAAUUGUCGACAUUGAACUUGCUAGACCAGAGAAGGAAUUAACUUCUGGAGAUAUGACAAAGACUCCCAUGGACUCUGUCCUUGUCAAAGGUAGAAGAUACAGGGUUGGAGAUUGGGUUUUGAUCGCUAACCCAAAUGACCCAAGGAAACCUAUAGUGGGCCAAAUAUUUAGAAUAUGGCACGAAAAAGAAAAAGACGCAGACUUUGUAAAUGUUUGCUGGUAUUAUAGAGCUGAGCAAACCGUUCACAAAGAAGACCGACUAUUUUAUAAGAAUGAAGUGUUCAAAACUGGUCAAUACAGAGACCACAGAGCUUCGGAAAUUGUGGGACCUUGUUAUGUUGCGUACUACACCCGAUACCAACGUGGUGAUCCCGAUUUCGACGUGGAGGGACCGAUAUUCAUAUGCGAGUUUCGUUUUAAUGAUGGUGACAAACAGUUUAACAAAAUUAGGACAUGGAAGGCUUGUCUCCCUGAUGAAGUACGUCAUGUUGAGGAUCCAAUUAUCCCUUCUCCUGAACUGAGACAUUUCCCCAAGUAUUAUUCUCCUAUUAGAUAUCUGUUGCCACAAGAUGCAAAGAUUACGAAUGAGAAGCCUGAACCAACAAUUUAUAAUCUGAAUGCUCCCCCUUUAAUAGGGGCUGUGUAUGCAGGUCCACCAAGUCUGGAUGAUGAUCUUUGCCAAUACGCUUCAAGUCCUAAAAUUCAAUUAACUAAGAAAUUGAUCCCUAAGUCAGCCAAUAAUGCCCCGAACCCCCCAUUGAGUGGUAGUAGUAGCAGGGUUAAUUUGAGUGGUUAUAGUCCAUCUCCUAAUGAUAUGGCACCUAACUAUAAUAACUUACAAACCACACCUAAGAUGGUUAACUUGGGCACUCCCCAACCAAACGGAUUAGGCACCCCUAGCUAUCCAGGGUAUAGGCCUUCCUACGCUGAUGCAGCAUAUGGUGAUCAAAACACUAGACCAAUCCCUAAUACUUACACUCCUCCUGUCAAUAACUACAGCAAUAUGACGCAGAGAUUAAACAUGUCCCAAGUAAGUUCCAGAUAUGCCCCAUCCAAAGUAGUCAGUACACCUUAUAAUGAGUUGACGUUCUCCACAGGACCCUAUUCCGGAAUUUCUACUAGUUCAGCAUUCACGAUGCCUGCUGAUGUGGAAGCAGAUUUUAACCAGUUUGCCCUUCAAGGCUUCACAAGGGUUGAUAUUUCAAAUGAGAUAAGAAGGCUCAAGAAACAAAAUGCUGCCAAGAUUUCUUUUGACGAGCUGAAGCAGAAGCAAGAUGAACUUCCACUAAUUUGGAAAAGAGGUCCUCCAGUGUAUGUACCCAACAGGGUGAUUAACAAUGAGAUUUUUCAGAUAGAUGAUUCGUUGAACAAGAUCGUACCUUGCAGACCCAAAGGUGAUGAUUAUUUUGCAAAGUCCUUUGAAAGAAGAACCAGGAGCCAUCCAGAGAUGGAAGCAGGGGAGAUAAGUAACGAGACUGAGAUUAAAGAGUUAAUCGAGAUCAACGAAGCACCGGGUGGAGGAAUCAGGAGUGUUCCCAGACUGGGCCACUCUUCUAAGUUUCUUGCUUGGGCCGUCAAGAAAAGGAAAUUGGAUUACUAA
Molecule: messenger RNA, 2703 nt
Organism: Komagataella phaffii GS115
Lineage: Eukaryota; Fungi; Ascomycota; Pichiomycetes; Pichiales; Pichiaceae
Product: Component of the RSC chromatin remodeling complex
Exons: 2
Coding region: 1-2703 (900 amino acids)
Biological process (GO): chromatin remodeling
Cellular component (GO): RSC-type complex
Molecular function (GO): chromatin binding; protein binding
Source: RefSeq, a predicted model, not a curated record